UCACGUGAUCCCAGCUCCUUUUCAGCUAGUGGGUGGAACCUCAGGAGGGAAAACCCGGGGAAGCCCAGGGCCCUUGUUGUGCUUUUGGCCCAGGUAGGUGGACAGACAUGUCCCAGGCGGGGGACAUAGGAGGCCCCGGCACAGGAGACCCCGUGUUGAGUCUCCCAACACAACUGUGAGCUUUUAGAGAACAUGGAAGGAGCCAGCUCCACGCCAGGCCUGGCACCACACGGGCCAGGGGCAAGCUCUGGGCCCCGAGUCAGGGCUGGCAGCAGAAGGAAGAUCCCCAGGAAGGAGGCCUGUCGAGGUGCCAGCUCGCAGGCUGCGGGUGCAGCUGGGGUCUGCCCAGGGCUCAUGGAUCUGCUAGCUGUGGGACAGAGCCGGGGCUCGAUGCCGGGUCCUGGGCUCCACUUGCAGCCGCCCUCGGUGCCUGCUCAGGGGAGAACUCUGACCUCCAAGAGGCUCCAGGUUUCUCUGUGUGACAUCUUAGAUGACAGUUGCCCCAGGAAACUUUGUAGCAGGUCUGCUGGUUUCCCAGAGAGAGCUCUGGUCUGCAGGGAGAGGCUUGCAGGGCUGGAGGAGGUGAGCUGCCCCAGGCCUAGGGAGGCCAGAGACGGUGGAAUGAGUUCUCCAGGGUGUGACAGAAGAAGCCCCACACUCAGCAAAGAGGAGCCCCCUGGAAGGCCCCUGACAUCCUCACCAGGCCCAGUCCCUGUGAGGGUAAGAAAGAAAUGGAGGAAGCAAGGGACUAAUUCAGAGUGCAGGGAAGGGGCUGGUGGUUUCCUGUGGCUUGAUCAGAGCCCUCGUGGGGACAACCUCCUCUCUGUGGGAGACCCUCCCCAAAGUGCUGACCUGGAGUCCUUGGGAGGCCCCUGCAGACCUCCUUCUCCAAAAGACACUGGGUCUGGGCCUGGAGAGCCAGGUGGAAGUGGGGCAGGAUAUGCCUCAGGGACUGAGAAAUUUGGAUAUUUGCCCGCUACAGGGGAUGGGGCCCAGCCACGCAGCCCCUGUGGCCGUGUCUGGUUCCCAGUGCUCAGUGGAGGGGAGUCACUCAGUUCAGCUGCACAGGCUCCUCCACAGAGCGCAGCGCUGUGCCUGGGGGCGUCAGCACAGGCCUCUGCAGAGCAGCAAGAAGCUCUGUGUGUCAUGCGGGCUGGCAGCGAUGAAGGCCGGGCUCCAGCACAGGACCAGGAGGAGCUGGAGGCCAAGGCUCAGCCAGCAUCCAGAGGAAGGCUGGAGCAAAGACUCGCUGACACCUGUGCCAGCUCCUGGGAGCACUUGGGCGGCCUCAGCUCCUCCCUGGACCCUGAAGCCAGCAGGGCCUGCUCAGGCUCACUCAUGGAGCAGAGAAGAUCCAAGGGCCCUAAGAACCUGAAGAAAAGUCCAGUGCCCUGUGCCCAAGACCAGGGCACAGACAGAAGCUCAGACAACUCCCACCAGGACAGGCCAGAGGAACCCAGCCUAGGAGGCUGCCCCAGACUGGAGGAAGUGAAAAUACCCCAUGGAGUGAAGCUUGUGUGUUACCUGGGUUCCGGGCCAGUGAUCCAGCUCCUGGGGGCCGUCAGCCACGGCCAGGCAGGGGGGCAGCUGCCGCCAAAGCUGGAGGUUCUGGAGGACCUGAUGGAGGUCAGCUCACCCUCACCUGCCCAGAGGCUCAGAAGAAAGAAGAGGCCCAUGGCGCAGGGCCCCGCUGGGUGCCAGGUUUUCCAGCCUCCUCCAGGAGGCACAGCAGGGGACCCUGGUGGCCUCUCUCACCCCUUCUACCCUCCAAGAAGCGGUUCCCUGGCCCUUGGCGACCCUACCUCGGACCCUGCAUGUCCCCAGAGUGGCCCAGUGGAGGCUGAAGAGGAGCCUCUGCUGGAGCGGGCAGAGGACUCAGCUCAGCUCCAACAGGAGAAGCCAUCCCUGUAUAUCGGGGUGCGGGGCACUGUUGUCCGUUCCAUGCAGGAGGUGCUGUGGACUCGCCUUCGGGAGCUCCCAGACUCGGUGCUGAGUGAGGAGGUGGUGAAGGGCAUCGCUGCUGGCAUUGAGGCAGCCCUCUGGGACCUGACGCAAGGCACCAACGGCCGGUACAAGACCAAGUACCGCAGCCUGCUGUUCAACCUGCGGGACCCCAGGAACCUGGACUUGUUUCUCAAAGUGGUUCAUGGAGAUGUCACCCACUACGACCUGGUACGGAUGAGCUCGAUGCAGCUGGCCCCCCAGGAGCUGGCCCGCUGGCGGGACCAGGAGGAGAAAAGGGGCCUGAAUAUCAUUGAGCAGCAACAGAAGGAGCCGUGUAGACUUCCAGCCUCCAAAAUGACCCACAAGGGCGAAGUGGAGAUCCAGCGGGACGUGGACCAGACGCUGACCCUGGAGGAUCUGGUGGGACCGCAGGUGUUCAUGGACUGCAGCCCACAGGCCCUGCCCAUCGCAUCAGAGGACACCACGGGGCAGCAUGACCACCACUUCCUAGACCCCAACUGCUGCAUCUGCAUGGACCGGGAGUCCUCGAAUGAGCUGCUAGGCUCCUCCAAAGCUGCCAAGAGCUGUGGGGACAAUAUCUUCCAGAAAGCCCUAAGCCAAACUCCUAUGCCUGCUCCAGAGAUGCCCAAAGCCAGGGAGAUGCCUCCCACAGAACCACAGGACAGGGUUCCUCCAUCUGGGCUCCAGGUGUCUGCUGCACCCACAAAGGCCCUGCCCUGCAUGCCACCCUGGGAAGGUGUUCUGGACAUGUUCUCCAUCAAGCGGUUCCGGGCCAGGGCCCAGCUGGUCUCGGGACACAGCUAUCGGCUCGUCCAGGCUCUGCCCACCGUGAUCCGCUCGGCAGGCUGCAUCCCCUCCAACACUGUCUGGGACCUUCUGGCCAGCAUCUGCCCAGCCGAGGCCAAGGACGUCUGUGUGAUCAGGCUGUGCCCACAUGGGGCCCGGGACACCCAGAACUGCCGCCUGCUCUACUCAUACCUCAAUGACAGGCAGCGCCACGGCCUGGCCUCUGUGGAGCACAUGGGGAUGGUCCUGCUGCCCUUGCCUGCCUUCCAGCCCCUGCCCACCAGGCUGCGCCCUCUGGGGGGCCCAGGUCUGGAGGUCACUCACUCAAGUCUGUUGCUGGCUGUGCUGCUCCCCAAGGAAGGGCUUCCAGACACAGCAGGGUCCAGCCUCUGGCUGGGGAAGGUUCAAAAGAUGGUCUCCUUCAACAGUAAGGUGGAGAAGAGAUACUACCAGCCAGAUGACAGAAGGCCGAAUGUGCCCCUGAAGGGCACCCCUCCCCCAGGAGGUGCCUGGCAGCAGAGCCAGGGCAGGGGCAGUAUAGCUCCAAGGGGAAUCUGUGCUUGGCAGAGGUCCCCCAGAGGCAGGGGGAGGCUCUGGCCAGAGCCUGAAGCCUGGCAGGGUCCUGGGCGAGGGCAAUGGCCCCCAGAACCAGACUUGCGCCAGUCCCAGCAUCCCUAUUCAGUAGCACCAGCUGGUCAUGGCUUUGGCCGUGGCCAGCACCUCCACAGGGACUCCUGUCCCCACCAAGCCCUGCUCCGGCACCUCGAAUCCCUGGUGACUAUGAGUCACCAGCUCCAAGCCUUACUGUGCCCCCAGGACAAGAGCUCCAUUUCCUGCCCUCUGCAGUGUCUGUCCAGCCCCCUUGCAGCUCCAGAGCCCCCUGGCCCAGCCCCUGACUCCUCUUUGGGGAUUACAGAUGAAGCUAGCUCUGAGUGUCCCUUCCCUAGAAAGGCCUGACCCUCCUUACCCACCAGAAUGGGUUUUGAUGCCCUCACUAGUGUUGAAGCCUGUUCCAGAGAGAGACGGGGCUGCAAGGAGAGGAUGGUUAGCUCUACCCACCUGCCCUGUUUGAGCUUCUUGUUUGACAGUGUUUGCUGUUGAUUUUUUUGUUCAAUAAAGAAUUUGGCAAAAUUGGGA
Messenger RNA from Cercocebus atys (sooty mangabey), 3888 nucleotides. It is a transcript of the gene SPOCD1, whose product is annotated as SPOC domain containing 1. The transcript is spliced from 16 exons. Gene Ontology annotation, cellular component: nucleus. Bases 193 to 3708 code for a protein of 1171 amino acids. Lineage: Eukaryota; Metazoa; Chordata; Mammalia; Primates; Cercopithecidae. The record is from RefSeq and is a predicted model, not a curated record. Gene Ontology annotation, biological process: DNA-templated transcription.